UGCACCUACUCGUAGUUGCGCUAAUAAUGGCCAUGCCGAGAGUUAUCAACAAGGUCCCAAACUCAGCCUUCUCGGAAAGCGAGGACUGAUGAGAGCUACUCCUACAUUGUGUUCUUCCUGGCAGACAAGGUAGGAGUGGGACAGGAUCAGCACUCAGCAGGAGGCGCAACAAUGAUCCUAGAAACAACGGUGAUAGUCAGCAUAGUCGGGUGGGCGGCGUCGCCGGUGGUAAGCAAGCUGGUGGACAAGCUGCAGUGGUACGCGGUGCAGCGGUACACAUGGCACCAGGGCCUCCCGGAGAAGCUGGAGACCCUGGCCCAUUUCCUGGAUGAGAUCGGCAGCACGGUGAACGUGGUCGGCGCGCAAGGGUUCAGAGACCCCAAGAUGAUGGGCUGGCUGUGCCAGCUCAGGGGCGCCGCCGACGAGGUGGACCACAUCUUCGACGUCCUCGACUACGAGAUCAUCGGGUCGUCCAGCUCCAGCCAGGCUGCUGCCGCCGAGCGUGGUGGAGCCGCGUCCAUCGGGUCGGCCGACCUCUGCGCCAGGCUGAAGAAGCUGCUCGCCAAGCUCAACGACAUCCGCCAGAGCUCGCGUGGCCUCGUGCAGGCCUCGAUGCUGGCCGUCGCGGGAGCAAGCCCCGACGGGGACGGGCGUUCGAGGCCCGUCACGGGGCCGCUGCUGCCGCAGGGGCUGAUCCCCCUCGGGUACGACGCCCAGUACGAGUAUCUUCGCACGUGGUUGCUGCAGCCGCCGCAGGGCAGGGGCGGGGUCCCUGUCCUCGCCAUCGUCGGCCACGGCGGGAUGGGGAAGACCACGCUUGCCCAGCGCGCGUGGGGAGACGAGGAGGUCAAGCGCACCUUCAACCUCGUCAUAUGGGCCUGGGUGUACAACAAAACGAGCGAGGCCGACCUCCUGGGCGAGAUCUGGAGGUCCGCCGCCGCCGCCGCAGGCCGGCAGCACGAGCAGAUGAGCUUUGGCGGCAUGCAGCUGGCGCUGCAGGAGCUGGUGAGAUCCAAGAGGUACCUGCUGGUGCUCGACGACGUGUGCAACGACGAGGCGGCCACCGAGCGGCAGAGGAGGGACGUGUGGAGCGCCGUGCUCGCCCCGUUCCAGCAGCCUCGAGACAUCGGGAGCCGGGUGCUGGUGACCACUCGGGCCGUGAUCUGCGCGGACACGCUGGGUGCGGACAGCAGCAGCAGGCUCGCCCUGGACGGCAUCGGCUACGGGUCGUUCGUCAGCCUGCUCCGGGACACCAGCACCACCGCGGCAUUCGGGACCGGGAGUGUGGAGGAGGCCACCCGUGCUCGGGAACUCCAACAAUUCCUUCGAAGCCGCUUUUUCUCGGUGCCGGAGGCAUCGUCGGCACCGGCGUCACGACGGCUGGCACCCAACUGGAGGUGCUCCCCACUGUCAACCAAGGAGAUGGGGCUCGAGCUGAGGGACAGCCGCGGCAAGACCAAGUGGGAGGAGAUCAUAGCAACGGACUCCCACAGGAAUGCGGUGUCGGUCCACGAGACCAGCUUCCGGCAUCUGCCGCCGCACCUGCAACACUGCUGCGCCUUCAUCAGCCUCUUCCCGAACAAGUUCAGGUUCCUGCCCGAGAUGCUCGUCAAGAUGUGGAUCGCCGAUGGGUUCAUCAGCGGCGACGACGGCUCGUCGUGCGCCAGCAUGGAGGAGACGGCGAGAGGGUACUUGGACGACCUGCUCGCCAGAUCACUCCUGCAACCCGUGCAGGACGGCGGCAAAACUUACUACAUGGUGCACGAGGAGAUCCAUUCCAUGGUACGAUCGGUCUCUGCAGGCUACUUCCGGAUGAUGCAGCCCAACUGCGCUGCCGCCAAGAUUCCUCACACGGUGCGCCACUUAUCUGUGACCACCGGCUGCGUGGCUCGGCUCAAGAAGCUCAGUCUCCUGAAAAGGAUGCGGACGUUUAUCGUUCUCAGAGAUCCUUCAGCAGCUGUCACCGCCAUUGACGAAGAUCUGCUCAAAGAGCUGGAGGGUGUCAGGGUUCUGGAUUUCACCGGCACGGACAUUAAAAAUGUGCCUCCAGAAAUUGGCAAGCUGAUUCAUCUGCGCUGUCUGGCUCUUCCUCAAACCGUGCGGACGUUCCCUGAAGAAUUUAGCAAGUUGUUCCACCUGCAGACACUAAUUCGGAGCACAAACAAAUACGACCAAACAGAUGAGGAUACGUCCCGCGUCCCCACACCCCUCCCCCGGCUUGGCUGCAGACCAAAGCGGCGCCAUUGCCACCGGCGGUCGGGGCGUAGGAAGAUGAGCGGCGGCACGGAGGGUGGCGAGGUUGCCGGAUCUCGUCCAUCGCCGUCCGGCUCACAGGUGCUGGAGCCGCCCUCAUCGAGAGCCGCGGUAGAGUAUGCUUGUGGCUCCGGAGUCGGCGGCGGCAAUGGCGCGCCAUGGGUUCCUCAUGCUGGAACGAACCAGUUUGCGCCAGCGAGGUUCGAUUGGAUCUCGAAUCAGUCGUCGACUCUCGCUUGGUCCUGCGGUGCAGCUAUGACUCCAGCUGCAGAUCCAGGUCAGUCCCCCCUCCCCCCUCGCGCGGCAGCCAGAUGCAGAUCUACAAAGUCCAGAGAGGAUUGUUUAACACCUCAAUUGCCUCCUGGCUAGGGGUGGUAAUGGGCCAUGGCUCUAAUGACUUCUUCACAGCCCAAUAAAGCCCUUAAAAUUUUUAGUUCAAAAAUACAUAUGUUAGAGCCCGGCUCUUUUAUGGUCCGAUCCUUAGAUUUUCUAGUUUAAAAUGUUGGGCCCUUUACCACCCCUGCUCCUGGCUCAUGUCUACUACAACAACAGGUUGUGCAUAUAUUCCAGGUGCUCGAAAGAAUUCUUUAUGGCACUAGACUCUGCCAAUUGGAGAGUACGGGAAAUGUCACCU
This is a messenger RNA of Panicum virgatum (switchgrass), 2887 nucleotides long. RefSeq names its product putative disease resistance protein RGA4. The record is from RefSeq and is a predicted model, not a curated record. Gene Ontology annotation, biological process: defense response to other organism. Gene Ontology annotation, molecular function: ADP binding. Bases 172 to 2622 code for a protein of 816 amino acids. Lineage: Eukaryota; Viridiplantae; Streptophyta; Magnoliopsida; Poales; Poaceae. The transcript is spliced from 3 exons.